Chrysemys picta bellii (western painted turtle) is the source of this 2640-nucleotide messenger RNA. It is a transcript of the gene ODAD3, whose product is annotated as outer dynein arm docking complex subunit 3. Gene Ontology annotation, biological process: cilium movement; outer dynein arm assembly. NCBI's taxonomy places the organism in Eukaryota, Metazoa, Chordata, Testudines, Emydidae. Gene Ontology annotation, cellular component: ciliary tip; ciliary basal body; cilium. The record is from RefSeq and is a predicted model, not a curated record.
CCCUGCCCAGUGCCCCCAUCUGCCCUAGGGUGCCCUUCUUCCUGUCCUAGGGUGCCCCCACCUACCCUGGGGUGCCCCCAUCUGUCCUAGGGUGCCCCCAUCUGCUCCAGGGUGCCCCCACCUACCCUGGGGUGCCCCCAUCUGCCCCAGGGUGCCCCUCUCCCUGCCCAGGGUGCCCCCAUCUGCCUUAGGGUGCCCCUCUUCCUGCCUUAGGGUGCCCCCCACCUACCCUGGGGUGCCCCCAUCUGCCCCAGGGUGCCCCCAUCUGCUGUAGUGUGCCCCCUCCCUGCCCAGGGUGCUCCUCUGACAGUCCUAGUGUGCCUCUGUGCCUCGCCACCCUGCCCUCCAGCAACUCCCUAGUGCCAGGGGGCUGCAAUCACCAUGCCUGCAACGCUGGACCCUGCCGGGGUGAAGCCCCCAGUCCACGAGCAGAUCUCAGAGCUGCAGAAUAAGAUACAGCUCCUAGAGGGCGACCGGAAAGCUUUCUACGAGAGCUCCCAGUGGACCAUCAAGAAGAACAGGGAGUCCAUCCAGUGGCUGCGGCAGGAGAACAAAACCCUGCACAAGAAGCUGGCGGCCAUCCUGGCGGGAGAUGCACAAAUCAUAAAAGAGGUGUUCCGGGACCGGGCUGCCGAAAAGGCCUCGCUGAAAAAUAAAAGUGGAGAGGGCGCCAUCGAGUUCAUCAACCACCGGCUCUGUGAGAAGAUCAACCGGCUGAACGACCUGAAGCACCAGGUGGAGGUGAGGAAGCGGCGGCUGGAGGAGCUGCAGCUGCAGUACGACUCCAAGGUGCAGGAGGCCCGGGGCUGCCAGGAGGUGGAGGAAGGGGAUGUGGAGGCAGCCAAGACCCUGCGCCGGCUGGAGAACCAGCUGGAGAAAGCCCGGCUGAAGGUGGAGGAGGCAGAGCAUGUCACCAGCCUGUACCGCCAGCUGAAAGCUCACAUGCAGGAGCAGAGCUUGACGGCCCAGACCCAGCUGGACGGGCUGGAAGCUGAGAUCCUGCGGCUGCACCAAGAGCUCCAUGGCCUGCAAGCGAUGAACACAGAGGCACAGGCCACGCGGGAUGCUGCCAAGGAACAGCUCCAGCUCCAAGAAGACAGUGUCUACCGGGACAGGUACAUGCGAGAGCUGAAACUGACGGAGCUGAAGAAGCAGGCGGAGGAGAGGAGGGCACAGAAUGAGCGGGCGGAGAGACGGGCCCUGCGGGAGCGCCUGCCCCUGCAGACGGAGGAGCUGCUGAGCGACGCCCAACGCAGCAAGGGCACCGGCCUCCGCGCCAAGCAGCUGCUGGGCACGGCGACGGAGGAGACCUUCGAGAAGAUCAAAGAGGCCACCGGGGUCACCAACUCCAGGGAGGUGGUGAGACGCUUCCUGGCCCAAGGAGACACCUUCCAGCAGCUGGAGCAGCUGACGACGCAGAACGAGGAGGCCCUGGUGCAGCUGCGGGAGGAGGAGGAGGUGCUGCAGGCCGAACUGCAGGGCCUCAUCUACUCCGGGGAGGCCCAGGUGACGGGGGCCCAGCGCCUGCUGGAGGAGCUGCGAGCUCACCUGCGCCAGGAGGAGACGCAGCGCGACGCGGUCAAGGGGCAGCUGGACAAGGUGACGCGGGUGCUGCUGGUGGCCAAGGCAGGCGUGGAGCACCUGGCCAGCAAGGUGCAGCACAUCCGGCUGGAGAGCGGGCGCUUUGCUGGGGCCCCGCCGGACAAGGCCGCCAGCGACUACGUGCUGGAGCUGCUGGCGGAGACGGAGGAGAAGCUGCUCAAGGUGCUGGCUGAGCUGGGCGACCAGGACCAGAGGCAGCUGCUGCAGAAAAUCACCGAGGAGGAGUUCCACGCUAACCUGGAGGGGCGUCUGCCCAGUGCCAACGUCCGGGUGAAGCUGCCCGUCGCCCAGAAGCAGGACAUGUACUAUGACGAGGAAGCCAGCGGGGACGAGGGCGACGUGGUGACGCGGGCCGCGCUCAAGCGCCAGUCCCAGCAGAUCAUUGAAGCCAAGACCAAGCGCCGCAGCCGCCCCAAGAAGAAGGAGGGGAAGCUGUAGCCGGCCGGGCCGGGGGGAGCCCUAGGGGGCUCGGAGCUCAGCCCCCCGCCAGGCAGGGCCAGGGCUGGGGGGUUAAAGGCCCAGCUGGCUCCAGCCCAGGGCCCUCCCCUCAAAGCCGUGCCCCCUAGAGCUGGCGGCUGGGCGCCCUAGGCCCUGCCAGCCCGCCCCGAUCCCAGCAAUCCCCCACGGCCGCCUCUACCCCCGCCGUGGGCCGGCAGCCCCAGCCCCACGGAGCUCCUGCCCCUCGAGGGGUGGGGGGCAGUGUGAAGGUCAGGGCUGCCCCAAGGCCUGGCCAGGGGCCUGAGCCGGUCAUGGAGGAUGGGGGGCUGCCCCACAGCGACCCCUCAGGCCGUGUCCCAGAUCCCCCCCCCCGGGGCUCUCCCCUCCCCCGCUUAGGGGGAAAGCAUCCCCCCGUCUCCUCCUCCUGCUCCCCCCCCCCGUAGGCAGUGGGUGAGUCGUGCCCCCGGCCUGGGCCUCUCGCGCUCCCUGCUGCCUCGAGCGGCUGCCCCAGAGCUUCCCCUCCGCACUGGGACCCCCAAGCACCCCCCCACUGACCCCCCUGUGCCGUGUGUGAUUCAAUAAAGCCACUCGGCUGGAGCA